AUGGACCAUGGGCGAGUCCUCUGCCAAUUCUCGCUUCCACCAGGUUCCUGUAAUAGGCAGCGGUCAAGCCUCCGACGCAAGAGCGAAUCGUCAUAUCACAUAGGACCUGCCACUUUUCUGGUUGACAGUAUGUCUGAUCGUGGUAUUGCAAGCAUCAUUGUCCCCUAA
Molecule: messenger RNA, 168 nt
Organism: Colletotrichum tamarilloi
Lineage: Eukaryota; Fungi; Ascomycota; Sordariomycetes; Glomerellales; Glomerellaceae
Exons: 1
Coding region: 1-168 (55 amino acids)
Source: RefSeq, a predicted model, not a curated record